ACAUUUUAAAGUUUCCUCGCCACAGGCUGACAUUCCCUUCAGCUCCAUUCAUUUCUCUCGAAACGGAUUCGCGCCCUAAAUAACAUUUUAUUUGUACGCUGACAACUGGCUAUCAUUGUGCCAUUGCGACUUACUAACUAUGAAUUCGCAGCUGGAUCUGAUCCGGCUAUCGCUGGUGGAACUUUUGGAUGAAAUGAAUGGAGAGAACCCAGACAAUGUCGACAGUCAAGUUAUAGCAACCAAUAUUUGCAGCAUGGUCAUGGAGCUGAAAGAGGAUGAAAUCGAUAUGGCGACUUCGCUCCUCUUCAACCCAGAGCGGGGUAUUAUGUUGUUUCUCAGAAAAGCUCUUGACAAGACUGCACAUACUGGCGCGAAGGUCACUUUUCUUGAGUUUACUGCCGAGUUUAUCAGUCGUUCGCGUAACGCCAUUACACCAUAUAUCGUCGAUAUUAAGAGGACUUGUUUGAACCUUUUUUUGAAUGACAGUACAGCUCGCGUCAAAAAAUCAUCAAUGUUGCCGAUCAAGAUUUUGUUAUCAUCAUGCUCGAAAAUGAUUGAUCCAGAGGUGUUGGAGAUAGGGGGGCUUUUCGAGCGAAUCUUUGAAGCAUAUGGAACUCAGCAGUCAAAAAUGGUGGCAACUGUAAAAGCGGAAGUGCUAGAGGUGCUUGGAAUCAUUUCUCGAUAUUUCCCAAAGGUGGCAGAGAAGCGUCAGUCUAUGGUUGUGCGCUGGUGUCUGACAACAAUCCAGGAGCAGCUAAAGCCCAACGCAAAGCAGGAGCUAACUUUAGUAGCAGGGGCACUCAUUGGGCUGGACAACUGUCUCUACAGCUUUGCGGAUAAAGUCACGAAAGAUGUGCCUACGAUACUACAGCUCGUUAAAACGUUAGUCAACGUCCCAGAAGACCUAAGCCGAUUUGCAACACCUAUUGCUGCUAUGGACCUUUUUGCGCACCAUAUCCACCUAUUCCGCUCAAAAUUGAUUGAUAUAUAUGAAUGGAUGUAUCAGCGGAUCGCAGGGUAUUGCGAACAUUCACACAGCGGGAUGUCGAAAUGUGGAUAUAACUCAUUGGAUGUUUUUCUGCAAGAGAUGGCGAAUGUAUUAACAUCAACAGAGAUUACAGAGCGAGAAUACAACUGCUUCUUGUUUUUUACUGCAAAUUUCACUCAGAUUAUCAGUACAGAGGUGGUAACAUCUACCGCCCAGUACAAAGCAAUGUCAGUCGCGAUCCGAGGCUACGGAUAUUUUGCCGAGCCAUGUAAACAUAUUGCACCAGAUCAGCUUAAAAACCUUCUCGUGCAGCUUCUCCGAAAGAGUUCAUUCCUCGUAUCAUCAAAUCUGAAUGAAGGGGUCGAUGGUUCAACCUCUCAUCUUGCAGCAUUUAUCUCUGCCUAUACGAAUGUUGCACGAGUUUAUACUGAGGUUCCAGAGCUUUUAAUGUCAGCACUGAACCAAAUGGUGAACGCAGCGAUUGCCAACUUCAUACGGAUGUCGACCUAUGCGCGAAUUGAUUGCACAAUCUCGAUUGUGAGGCUGCUUGUCAUGCUCUUCUAUAAGGGCGAGGGAGCUCUGAGAGGGUUCUUUGACAAGUUUUCAUACAAGCUGCUUGUAUUCACAUCUGCAGACAUCGCAAGGCCACAACCCCCAUCCUACAGGAUUGACCAAACAAUUACGACGGAUCAAAUAGCAUGGCAUUCAUAUAGUAUAUAUCUAUUUUUAUGGCGGAACAUUUUCAAACCAACUGUUCUCAUCGAGGACCUAAACAAAACCCGUAUAGACAUCUCCGGUGAGGAUCUUGAAAGAUUUCUUUGCGUCGUAUAUGGAUGUACAAUGGAAUCUUUCAAGCGCCUGAUAUUGCUAUUAAACCUCACGGUCUCCGAAUCGGAGACGGAUCUGGAGGAGGGAGUCGAUGCAGACAUUAAAGUAAUUGAUGUAGAUCCAAUGUCCGUAUCUACAGUUGGGCCUAUGUCUGGUGACAUAGCUAGUUUGCAGGCCAACUGUGCUAAAGACUUCCUAAUUUUCCAGAACCUAACAGAGUUCUGGCAAGUCUUCCUACCAGAAGUCAGACCAGAUCUGUUUAAAUCCUGGUCAUACGUAAUUGGAAGCACACUUAUCGAGCUCUCCUCGAAACAUCCUCUUGUCAGUGGAUUUUACAAGAUGUUUGCCACUUGUUUGCAGGUCUGCCAGUCGAUUUCAUUAUUCCAACAGAAGCAAAGUCUCAUGGAACGUAUAAAGAUCGAAGAUGAUACAAUAGAUAUUCAUCGCGCAGCCGCUCUAUUCAAAAAGUACAUUUAUGAGGUGCUCGCGCGACUCGAGCAAUACAAGGACGAUCUGCUAGCAUCAUGCCUACACUUGGUGCUGUCAAGCCCAUCCGCUCUUAUAGAGCCUAGCAAUAUUAUUCCCCCGAUUAAGCUGGCGCUCAAGCUUGGACUAGGAUAUUUUCCAUUAGCAUCUAUUGCGAUGGAGGCCAUAGAGCGAUGGGUUGAUAUUAUUGAUCAUGGUCAAGAGAUUUGGCUUAGUCAGGUCUUGCCAUAUUUGAGUGAUUAUUUGAUGGUUGAGUUAACUGUCAACGGAGACAAUGAUUUACCCGAAGCAACAUCACUGAAAUCAAAGCAAAAAGGAUCAGCGCGUCAGAGCCAGUCAUAUAAGGUUGUUGCACGGAGUGCAUCCAUACCGAACCUUCCGGAGCAAGUUGAAUCCAUGAGAGAUCUGCAGCUACGUAUUUUACGGCUCCUUGGUCGGCAAGCGCAAUAUAAUAAACUCAUCUUGGCACAACGAACUGCAGACGAAGUUGACAAGAGAAACACAUCCGAUCUACUUGCUUGGGACCCCGAAACGAGAUUGAAAUUAAAGCUUCCUUUUUUGGAGAUGAAAGCUGAGCUUCAAUUUGACGAGAUGCUUCCACGAAUAGUGGAUCUUGCAGAGAAUUCUCUCAGUCGACAAAUUAAGGUGGUCAGCUGUGAGUUGCUUCAUUCCUUAAUGAUCCUCAUGAUUGGUUCCAGUGCUUUCCGCGCUCGUGAUGCGCAGGACUCGAAGAAAAGCCCCUUCCAUAAAUUAUUCCUCAAACUCUUCCCGGCGUUGCUCCGCCUAGCAGUGGAUGUAGAUCAGGUUCCGCGGUCAUUGUUCCGUCCAUUGGUUUCACAGUUGAUCCAUUGGUUGACAAACAAUGCUCAGUACGAAAACCCAGAAACAAUCGUGCUAUUAAACACCUGCAUAGAUGCUACAUGCGAUACAAUGGGGCCUCUUCGGGACUACGGAGCUGAAUGCCUUGGCGAGUUCGUUAAAUGGUCAAUCAAACAAUCCUCAUCAAGCUCUUCUGGAUCUGCGAAUGUGAAAUCAUUGCUAAAACGGAUCUAUAGUCUCGCAUCUCAUUCAAACCCCACUAAACGAUUAGGGGCCUCACUCAUCGUUAAUCGAAUUUAUAGAGUCUUUCGAGAAGAAGCACCACUUGUCAAUCAAUUCACAAUGGAGUUGCUGUACUGGUUAUUGUUUAGUUUGCGACUUGCAGAAACGGAUCAUUCUGGCCUCGGCACCCGACAUCAAGCUUGUUUGGCUAUCGCUCGUCUCCAAAGAAUUGUCCAGGUCAAAGCAGCCUUGUUUCUGAAGGAUUCAAAGGAUCGUAGGCGAAUCCCAGGUUUAGAGGAAGCUACAAUCGAUGGUCUUGUUCACUGGUUGUUACGAGAAACAUCUAGGCCAGAAAUGGAAUAUACAAAGAUAUGUCGAAUGCUUUUUGAUUCUUUUGUGAAGCUACUACCAGGGUCUCCAUCUUCGGGAACAUGGAUUGGCGCCAAAAUCACACAUAAUGCAGGCUUUGUGGCCUCUCUCUAUCAAUGCCCUCAGUAUACUUCAGAGACAUUUACUCAACCCACCGCGUAUCGGAAGUGGUGCACACAGUUAGCCUCAAUACUCACUAACUAUAUCUGGGUGCUGAAUCAUCCUGGAAGUGCAGAGCUGCUUUUGGCGCAACUCGAAAAGGGGGCCAUCAUGAACACGUCUACCAAGUUUCUAGAACAUUGCCUUCUCUUUCCGCGUGAAUUAAAGCGAGGCGAUAUGGUGACAACAUUGACCCCAUCAGAGCGGCAACAGAUCAUGGACCAGAAUCUCAUGACAGCUAGGAAGGCCAUUUCCUUCGUUUCAAUCGUAGCCUCACAGAGCCAAAGCCGUGGUGACACAAAGUUUAUAGCACAGCUUCAGGCAUCCGGUCUUCUUGACUCGAGAUUUUUUGCAGUCUUGGCGGCAUGUCUCUUCAAUCCAGACAGUAUCGGAAGCGAUCAGCUCUUGAAAGGCAGCGAAGAGCUUACAAUAUUAAGAGAUGAACUCAAGGUAGCCCUGAGAGUUAUAAGUAAGUUACCUAUGAGUAUCACUCGUUCAUGCGGCGAAAUGCUCAUGGAGGCCAUAUCAUCUGGAGACUUGAUCCCCCUGUCGGCUUCACCUGAUGUCAAAGGGCAAGACCCGAUAAGGUUUAAGGCAGUUAUUGAUGGCCUCGAGUUGGUACGAGAGUGCGAUGUCUUGGAGAGUAUGUUCGAUGGAUCAUCUCAUAAAGCAUGUCACUAUAUUGCUUCUUUGUAUGAGGUCUUUAUGUCAAUGCAAAGCACACGGGACCCACUCUGGAUUAACUAUUGUAGUGCACUUCUGCAGUUCUCUUUGGGCGAGCGUCAGUGCCGACAGCGCCUUUGGGAUUACCUUUUGGACUCCGAACACUUUGAGCAAGCGAAGAUGAUAUAUUUGAAAUACGCGGACGUCAUCAAUCGCCAAAUUGCGUUGCAUUUUGUAGAAUUAUCACCUGUCAUAUCGUGUGCUGCAGAGUUCAACCCUUUUGUACUUGCGAUCUGGAAUGAUUUCCUAGAUUAUAUGUAUUCCCAUCCAGAAUUGAGCACAGAGAAGGAUACAUUCCUGGACAUGUUGACAAAGGAUUACUCAACAUUAGAGAGCAUUGUAAAUUAUCUUGGAAAGGAUCAAAUAUCAAUGACAGUUGCAAUUUGGAAACGGCUCGUAGCGCUUAGCCCCAGGAUCCUUCGGAACUCAAAAACAGAUACAUUCGUUCAGUAUUUCUUCAAGAUCUUUCAAUCCUUUUUCGAACGUGAUCCUGACAAGAGAGAGUAUUUAACGCUUCCAGUCAUGUCUGAGGCAUUUCCUAUCCUUCCGGUCUUCUUGACGUACCCAGGGCAGAGAACGGUCGAAUUUGAGUCUGUAUUCAAUAGGGCUGUUUUGAAUUUAAUGCCAAUGUCUUCUACCGAGUACGAGCGAGGGUCAUCCAAGUUCAAGGAUUACAUUAAUGCACUCGAUCUCCUCUUGAAGGCUUUGGUCGCCUCUUCCAGCUUCAGUCUGUUCAAGACAUUGAUGGGCAUUGCUAUACGGGAAUCAAAUCACCCGCAUAUGGAGCAGAUGCAGCAGCACAUCUCGUCGUUCGCGUUAAAACAGCCUCUCUCAAAGGUCCUGGAGAUCACGGGCUAUUGCUUCGACGAGUUCAUCAAACGCACUCACUCAGAUGAGCACCGGCGGAAUAUUAUUCAUCAAAUAUUGCUGCCCAUGUUAAAGGCCUUGCCUACACUAAGCGUUUCUGAGUUUUACGUGCUGAAUAUUGCGCGAAUUAUGGGUGUGAUUAAGCAAGAGACGCCUCGCUCCACGGACACAGAGAUGCGUAGAGAUUAUAUAGAGCGCGAGUGCUGCUAUGGUCUUGUACAUGUGCUAUAUAUGCGAUUGCCUUCAGAAAUGGUCAACACUAAGGAUAGUAAGAUUGUAGAUGCAUUCACCGGUCAUAAGACCACUACUGGAAAAGAACUCACAGUAGACGUGUUUAGGACCGCAAAUGCAGCCAAGUUCAAACAAGACUCGACACCAAUGACUCCAGAAACAGCUGCCUUGAGGGAGGACUAUAAGCGUGCAGCAUACAAUGCUCUUGCAUCAGCCAUUUUGUGCACCCAGCGGAAGGAGGAUUUUUUCCGUCAGUUCCUGUUCCGCGAUAACGAGGCCAAGAAAGAGUUUGUUUGGGAAAAUAUUGUUGACCUGGAGGCAAAAUACCAUUUUGAACAAGUUCUUUCUGGUCCUCUUGUAAAGACGCGAUUAUCCGAUCUUCGUACGAAAUCAUUGAAUCCAAACAAAACGUAUAGCACAAACUAUCGCUACAUGUCGUCGCAGUACCUUAGUGACAGUAGCCUCUCACAGAGUGUAGGGAUGAUAGGUGAAAGUGAGGUCUAUACUGAUCUGGAUGAUGGAACAACCAAUCAGGGCAAUCAAGAUACGCCUGAACUCUCUGGCCCCAAUCCAAAUGCCGUCAAGAGUGAAGUCAAGAAAGAAGAAGAAGAGCAUAUGCUUGAGUUGGAUGCAAUCAAUUCUAAUCCUUGCAUGAAGAUGAUCCUUUUGGUUAUUAAUGAGCUGCAUACGAGUAUUACUCCUCCCCCAAAAGAGAUGGCCAAAGAAGACAGCGCGAUGCCAUCUUGGAUGAAAGAUAUUCACCGGAAGCUGGUUAAUCCUAAUACCAAUCUGAAUGUUCGUCUGUUUUUAGCGAAGAUUGUCAUCAACAUUCCUGAGGCUUUUGAGAUGUAUGCGCAUUCAUGGAUCCGAUCGUUGAUGAAGUUGGCAAUAGAAGGCGAACAAUACGGCGAAGCUAUGAACUACUUUGUUCAGGAUUUGUGCGUGUUGAUCGUCGUAUGGGGUGGGUCUGUGAAACUUGAAGAUUCUUAUGAUGAUCGCGUGCUACUCUUGAGUUUUUUGAGCUAUCUGAUGAAAAAUUGUUAUCAUGAGCAGCGACAGUACCUACUGAAUAACAUCGAUCUGAUCAAGGGGACGUUCGAAAACUGGUCCAAUAUUGCGAUUGUUCCAACGACAAUCAUUUACAACAAUUUCAAAAACAUUAAAGAUGACAAAAGGAAUAUCACUGGUAUUCAGCUUCUCGGAAUUGUUUUGACUCACGACAAUCCACCAUUCUACAGAGGCCCGGAAAUCGACCUUGGUACAUUGCGAGAAUCAGAUUACUAUGAAGCCUUGGUUCGGAAUAUGGGUAGUUCCCAAAAAGCUGUUUAUUCUUCGGCUGCUGAAGUUUGUGGUUUAGUUCUGGCGUAUAUGAAGAGACACAAUAGCUUGGAUAAUGACUUUCAAGACCUGGUCACAAAGAAGCUUUCGGAACUUUUGGUCACGUCUGGCCCUGCACCACACACCAAAAGUGGAAAGUCGGUGUCGUUCAUUAAUUGCCUGCAUAAAGUGCAGCUUCAUUUUCCAGAAAUCACUGAUGCGUUUGGCCCAAGGCUAUUAUUUUUAUUCCCUCAGCUUCUCGGCGAAGAACGCAGACUAGCUCUUGAAAUAUUCUCUGGCAGAGCCGCUCAUCGUCCAGAUCUUUUUCAGUCGCUACAAGGAUUAAACUUCCUUGGCUGCUUAAAACACCGAGACGAAGGAACGCAAUUUGCUGCUCUUUCCAUCAUUUACGCCCUUUGGGAGUCCCUGAAGGUGGAUCAAAUACUCUACUUUUUGGAUACGAUUGUGCUUGAGUUUUCGCAUCAUCCUAGUGUCGAGUGCAGGAAAUUAUACUAUUCGAUUCUCAUGACACUAUUCGACAAGCACUCUACUACCCCUGAAGUAGCUAACGUGCUGCGAACACAGCUCCUGCGCGGACUUGGUGACACGAAUGAGUCGAUUCGACACACUGUUGUAGAGUUCUGGUAUAGCAAGGACCGAUUGCCAUCAAAUACUUUUGAGCGUCUAGGCGAAAUUAUCAGAAACAUGUAUGAUGUCCAGGCAGAGGACAUAUUUUUGAACUAUGCGACAUACAUGCUGUUAGACCGGACAAAGAAAAGUCCUGAUUAUACGGAGCCUAUUUUUCAGGAACCACUGCCCAAUGCGAAAUUUAACGAACGCUACGCAAGUAUCGACACAUCUUGGAGGCAUACAGUGGCGAUGACACCGCUAUUUGUAAAUACUCAACAAAGCCAAUCUCAGCUUAUAAGCGAUAGCUGGACCUUGGGCGAAGAUGAGCUUCGAGCUACCCAGUCCACAUUUGAGUUCAGCAUGACCUUGGACGGAGGUGCACCUGCAAUCCGAUCUCAACUAGGUGGAGCCGCUAAUCCAAGCUCAACAUUGAUGUUCAGAAAUACUCCAGUUCAAGGAGCAGCCCCAAAACUCUCACUUGAGGCAUCGUUAUUGGAUAGAAGCCAAAAGUAUCGUCGCCUUCAAAUGCGGCAUGUUCAUGCCACUGAAGUAGAACAAUCGCAACGAUACAGGCGUGCAUAUGAGGCUAAGGUGCAGAACAAGGCUCAGGCAAUCGCUAACAAAGAGAUAGCGAGAGCUAAAAGUGUUUCUAUCAUUCGAAAAUACAGGGAGGGAGAUCUGCCAGAUAUUCAAAUUGCAUAUUCUGACGUUAUUCGGCCACUAAAGAGUUUGGCAGAGAUGGAUGUCGAGAUCUGUAGAAUGCUUUUUAGUAAGCUUGUUAUCAGUUUGAUAGGCCAAAUUGAUUCACAUGUGGAAAGUGAGGAAGAGGCUCUAUCUUUCAAGGAUGGACUGAUACGUGACUUUAAGAACAUCUUGCAAAAAUCUACAACUCUUUAUACGCCCUUCAUCGGAAGCAUUCUUCGUAUUUGUCAUGAUUACGGCCAAGUUGAUAUUUCUGCUGAAUUAGUUGCUAAGGCAUCCAUUCGAAGCUCAAAUCAGCACCUUGGCAUCAUCUUAAUUGAAAAACAAAUCCAAGAACAUGGCUCAAGAGAGAGAUCAGUUAAACGCUUAAAGACCAGUGGAGCAACUAGUCAUGACCCGAAGAGAGGUAGCUGGAUUGAGCUUGCACGCAUUUACAAAUCGAUCGAUGAAAAAGAUGUAUUCAAAAGUAUCUAUGAGACUAAAGUUGCUACAACGGAGUUUACGAAGCAGGCAAUCGAAGCUGAGGUUGUUGGAGAUUAUGAUCGCGCGGUCAAGGUCUAUUUUGAUGGAAUCACAAAGCAUUUUGCAAAUGAGAUCCAUGUAGACGAUGUGGAGCAGAGUAUUUGGGCCCAUGGUCGUUUGGAGUGCCUUGAGCAUUUGGGCGAUUGGGAUUACCUAGAGGCAAAUAUGAUGUCGGACCUAGACAACGAUUCGCAGGAGUUAUGGACAGAGGACUAUCAAGACCCUUACUUGCAUUAUUUCCUGACGAGUUAUAUCAAAUUGGUUGAUGGAAGACGAGAAUCGGAGAUGUUGGAGUUCUGGACGGCAGAAAACCCUAACCCUCUCUUCCAAUUUAUUGAUGAAGCCAUGAACAAUCCCUCCCACCGCCAGAUUCUGACAACACAAUAUCAACCAGAACUCGCCCUUGCCGCUGUAAUGAGAAGGGAUUUCAAGCAAGCAUCCCAUUAUGUCCGAAGGUCUUAUAAUCGAUUCCUUUCCAUCUGGUCCAACCUCCAUCCUCUCUCAGAAAAACCCCGUUUACAUGAGCUUGCGAAUCUGCAAAGGGUUGUUGAGUUGGAGGAAUUCUUAGGUGCUGUUGAUAAAGCCCUACGUGAUCCCAUGGCAAGCUUUCUAGCUUCUUUAAUCUCGAAGUGGGAUCAUCGAUUUCCUAGUGUAUCAACAGAUACCAUGGUGACUUGGAGCAACGUCCUUGAUGACCGCAAGCUCAUGAUCCAACGCCUAGAGGACUACACCGCUUACUCAAGGAGGCAAGAGACCUUAGUUACCAACCAUCGCAUUCGUAGCUUUAUGAAAAUGUCGGCAGCAGCUCGUAACCAAGGUAACUUUUAUGUUGCCAAUACCUGCGUUGCCUCGAUGCAAAAACUCCAAGCAUCAUCCUACAAUAUCCACUACAGCCAGCUGAAGCUUGAUCUCGCCAGAGCAACGUUGGAGAUGGAUCGAGUAGUCAAGGCUGGUAUUUUAGCUGAUAGUCUAUCCAAGUUUGAAGAGUAUAUUAGCAACGACCGUGACUUUGAUUCGACUCAGAUCGCAGGGCUGAAUAUGCUCGGAAGUAAGGCGUACAGCCUUUUGCGUGAGCUAAUUACAGAUGACCGCACCAUAUGGAGCCAUCUCAAGUCGAACGUUUGGGCCCAAAGUCUAAUUAGCUCUAAAGCUGGUGAAGCUGAUAUCUUCCGGAAGCUGCAGCAGCGAGGCUAUGAGUGCUUGCGGGCAGCAGCGGCGCUCGAGAUAGGCGAGGAUAUGGUCAGAAAACUCCGUCUAAACACUGCAUCGUACUGCGAUAAAGUCUUAAGACAUCAUGAGAACGAAAGGAGCAAGGAGGGGGGCGAAUCAUCAAUUCUCAGCACGAAAGAUCUGGCUGUACAUGCGAAUCUUGUAAUCAAAAAUACAUUGCUAUCGAUUCGGGAUGGAGAACUUGGUGCCACAGAGUUAUUCCCUCGUCUGCUUCAAAUCAUCGAGAUAUACCCCUCUAGCCAAAAGCCAUUCACAGAGAUGGUAACCGACCUCUCGGGAAGCUGGACAUUUGUCCGAUGGAUACAGCAAAUGGUGGCUGUGCUAGAUAAACCUAUCGGCGCCUGUGUAAUGCCGAUUCUCAAAUCGAUUGCGCUUCAAUACCCCAACGCACUGUACUAUCCUUUGACGAUUAGUGCAGAAAAUUUUGCGUUUGAGCAAGGUCCCGCAGGGGAGAAGUGUAUGCAAGACGUUGCUUUCUUAAAAAAGACCGUAUUUUCGCCUUUAAAAGAGGACUUUAUUUUCGAGUUAAGACGCCUUACCAAUCCAGAUCAUCUCAUCAAAGAUUGGCUCGAGCAAACUGUGGCAUUGUUUCAAAACAAGACACGGAAUGUAGAGCAAAUUAUGGCGUUGUACCAAGAUCUCCAUCGUCUGGUUUUGGAUGUUGGCAAUCCUCGCCUGGGAUCAAUUGCCAAGGCAUUCGCUGCGAAAUAUGGUUCUAAAAUGGAGAGCCUCUGUGGUAAAACUGGUCAGAAGCUGGCAACCAUCAGUAACCGUGAUUUCAAUUCGCAUAUUCUCAAGUUCUGCCGCAAUGAAAUUCUUUCUAAAGACGCUUCAAAGAAACAAAGCGAUGCAGAUCUUUUGAAGGCCUACUCACCAUGGUUACACGCUUUUCAGGCUUCGGACUAUGAUGGUGUUAUCGACAUUCCUGGGCAAUUCUCAGGUUUGACACCGCCCAACAGUCAGCAGACAGCAACGAUUGUGCGUUUUGAUCAAAGAGUCCUUGUGAUGAGCUCUAUUCGAAAGCCUAAGAGGAUUUCUAUCCUCGGGAGUGACGAAAAGGAGCAUCUUUUCCUUGUCAAAGGCGGAGAGGAUCUUAGGCUCGAUCAACGUAUUCAGCAGCUGUUUAGUCUAAUGAAUGAUAUUAUGCGGAAAGACCCGCAAUGCUCCCAGCAAAACUUCUGCAUUGGGACUUACAAAGUCAUCCCUAUGUCAAGCUCGCUUGGUGUCUUGGAGUGGGUAGAUAACACUAAGCCUCUGCGACACUGCAUUGAGGGCGAGAUUCCUCAUAAGGAAACAUGGCGAAGAGCCCAGGAUCAGUAUAACAAGUUUGUUGCGUCUUUCAAAGGAGAUAUGAUGGGUUACCAUAAUCUGUUUAUUAAUGGCACUCGCGAAAAAGUUGUCAAGCACAUGGAAAGCCUGUACAACCAAUUUCGAGAGGAUUAUCUUCGACAAUCAAUCUCACGGCUCGCUGCUUCUCCUGAGGCAUUUUUGAUGUUACGAUCCGAGUUCACGAAGAGUUUGGCGGCCAUCAAUGUCUGCUCCUAUAUCCUUGGCAUUGGCGAUCGUCACUUGGAGAAUUUUUUACUAGAUAUGUCGAGCGGUUGCUUGAUUCCUAUUGACUUUGGCCAUGCGUUUGGCUCUGCUACGGAGGUCCUCCCGGUGCCUGAACUAGCGCCGUUCCGUUUGACUCGACAGCUAGUAGCCUUCUUGAACCCACUGGGUACUAAAGGUCUGCUUGAGCAUCCCAUGGUGUGCAUCAUGAAGGCGCUUCAGGCAAAGAAAGAUGUGAUUUUGAAUACAAUGGAUGUAUUUGUGAAAGAACCACUGCUGGACUGGCGUAAAUAUGCUAUCAAUCAGGCGAAAGAACAGAAAAAGCGUGGCGCAGAUAUGGAUUCAUUUGAAAUUGACGAGGACAGUAUAGCGCCUCCAGCGUGGUACCUCCAACAGAAAAUGGAUAUUGCUCGAAAGAAGUUGGAAGGACACAACCCAGUAUACUUGACUGUACAAGAACUGAAUAUGGGCCACGCAAACAAGCCUUUCCUGGCAGCUAUUACGAAGAUUGCGAUGGGCGACAGUCUGCACAAUGUCCGCGCUCGGCACGGUCGAGUGUGUGCGAGUGUGCAGGCUCAGAUUGAAUGUUUGAUUGAUAUGGCAACAGAUUUAGACAUUCUUGGGCGAGCCUGGGUUGGUUGGAUGUCUUGGGUGUAGAAACUGAGCAGGACAGUCACAAAGAAAGUAAAAGUAACAAUAGUAAACAACAUGUCUUCCGAACUUUCACAUUCUUUACUUUCGCUCUCUUUUUCUAAUAAAAAAAACUGCC
This is a messenger RNA of Lobosporangium transversale, 12413 nucleotides long. RefSeq lists its product as hypothetical. Bases 140 to 12301 code for a protein of 4053 amino acids. The transcript is spliced from 51 exons. Gene Ontology annotation, biological process: telomere maintenance; double-strand break repair via nonhomologous end joining. Gene Ontology annotation, cellular component: nucleus. Lineage: Eukaryota; Fungi; Mortierellomycota; Mortierellomycetes; Mortierellales; Mortierellaceae. Gene Ontology annotation, molecular function: protein binding; DNA-dependent protein kinase activity. The record is from RefSeq and is a predicted model, not a curated record.